Messenger RNA from Salvelinus namaycush (lake trout), 2231 nucleotides. RefSeq names its product B- and T-lymphocyte attenuator. Lineage: Eukaryota; Metazoa; Chordata; Actinopteri; Salmoniformes; Salmonidae. The transcript has 5 exons. The record is from RefSeq and is a predicted model, not a curated record. Bases 90 to 983 code for a protein of 297 amino acids. Gene Ontology annotation, biological process: immune response-regulating cell surface receptor signaling pathway. Gene Ontology annotation, cellular component: plasma membrane. Gene Ontology annotation, molecular function: signaling receptor activity.
ACGUGUGUAAUCACAGACGGUUUGCUCUAACUGAGUGACACGGGCAUGACCUGUCUUGAGAUCUCAUAAGACAUUGCAUCUUUGCCUUGAUGGACUCACCGUGUUUUGACCACAUCCUGCUGGUCCUCUGUCUCCUCUUCCUGGUCUGCAUCCAUGGCAAUGCUCAAGGCCCAUGUGAAAUUGAGGUGCCAAUCAAAAGAAACACUGUUUGGAAUGCUGUCCCUCAGAAACAGCUGACAAUCAACUGCCCUGUGAAACAUUGUGGAGAAACCUUACGUGUCACCUGGUGUAAAUUUGAGGACGCCAACUGCAAACAAAUCAAUGAGACAGAGCAAGUCAAAAUUGGAUGGAAACCAUUUUCUAGAGGGUCAGAAAAUCAUAUUGCAUUUUUGGAUUUUAAGAAGAUAUCUAUGAAUGACGAUGGUUCGUACAGAUGUGGAAUGGCUGGGAAUAAAUCAUCAAUUGUUAGCCAUGCUAUCAAUGUCUCUGUCUCAGACGACUCACCAAAUGCAAAGCAUAAUGAGAAAUAUCUGAGCUGGCUGCCGUAUGUUUACAUCUGUGUGGGAAUAGUACUGUUGGUGGUCGUGGUGACAGCAAUCUCCUUCCUCUGCAUGUAUGGAUGUAAAGAACCAACAAGGUCAACAAAUAACGGGAUAAAGGAGCAGGCAGCACCAUGUCCAGACCUCUCCUCCUGCUCUAAGGGAACCUUUCCAUCAUCACCAUUCACACCAAACCCUGCCCACUCCGACAAUCUCUACAACAAUGGUCCCUAUGGCAGACACAUCAACAGGGCAUCGGCACACAGCCUCCUGAUGACAAACGGAACUCUUCCUUCCUCGGAUAUCACAGCUGGAGAUCAAGGGUCAAACCACCUUGUGUACGCUAGCCUGAACCACCAGACCCUUAGAGGGUCCCCGAAACCCCCCCAUAUCCCAACCCCCCAGGAUGAAUGCUCAGAGUACGCAGCCAUCCGAGUCCACUGAGCCCAUAGGCUCUGAAAGAGACCUCAUCCAGACCAUAACGGCACGGUGCUGCUGACUGCUUUACUGUUUAAGUUGUCUUCUUUGAUGGAUCUUCUCACUGAAAAAGAGGAAAGCUGAACAUAUUUUGUGUAUGAAAAUCUCACUCCUUAGGGGGAUUCAUGUUUUUAUAUAUAUAUAUACCACCACAACAUUCAUGUUUUUAUAUAUAUAUAUAUGUAUAUAUAAACAUGAAUCCCCCUAAGGAGUGAUAUAACUAACACACACUCUUCCUGGUGUCAUGGAAAUGUUGAGCAGUGUGUUAACCGCAGUGCAGCAGUAUUUCUGAGAAAAAAAAAAUGAUUUAAAGAUCGGGGGAUUGGGGUGAGACAGGUGGGCAAGGGUUAGAGCUGGAGAAUAUGUGCUUCUGAGUGUAAACCCUCCUUCACAUCACACCUCAGAGUUAGAGGAGCAAAAUAAUGUCAGCUAGCAGUGUGUAUCACAAACGUUAUCUCACACAUAAUGAUGAUAAACCAUCAUUUGUUAUUGACUAUCAAAAUAUAUAUUUUAAUGAAGAAACCACUGAGCCACUUUUGUGAUUAUUAGUGAUGAUUUGGGGAUAUAACAGGGAAAAAUAACUCAUACCGAACAUUUUAUGUCCCUGUGUGUGACUAAAUGUGUGUGCCUGUGUCUAUAUGUCUGCAUAUGACUCACUCAGUAUGAGUGAGUGAGUGAGUGAGUGAGUGAGUGAGUGUGUGUUGGUGUAUAUUUAUGCACAGAUACGCGUGUUUGUACGCAUGUGCUGGCUACAGGUUGGGGGCUUUCCAUGGUUUAUGUAAAAUGUUGAGCCCACCACAUAGCCGAAACAGUGAGUCCCUGUAAAUAGAUGUUCUCCCUCUUGAGAGAGUAUGGAAAUUCCAUUCAAAUGUAAUAUGAAUGUAACAUGAAAGUGCAUAUGACUGUCUCUAUGGUCAUAGGAAGAUUGCAAUAAAUAGGUAAUAGAUUGCAUAACUGCAAAAUGAUGUGGGUGUGGCAUGAUUGUAAUAGUGACACAUACAGUGACACAUUCCAAUCUCAAUUAUUGUCAAUUAAUUUCAAACAUGUUCGUUUGAAGGUUACAUGUUUACUAUGCAACUACUCAAUUACAAUACAGUAUCCUUCACCAGAGAAUAGUGCAAGAGAAAUGUCCCUAAUUUUAUAAAGAAAUUGCGACAUAGACUAUUAUUACCAUUUGAAGCAAGAGUGGCUAGUUUUUGAGAAUGUGAAAUAAAG